AUGGCGCUGAAAUUUCACCAACAGAUUAUAUCGGACCUUCUCGAGGAGUCUAAUGGCGGACUAGUGAUCCUCUCUUCUGGUCUCUCCCUCGCUAAAUUAAUCGCUUCUCUCCUCAUCCUUCACUCUCCUUCCCAAGGAACUCUACUUCUCCUCCUCUCCCCCGCCGCUCAAUCCCUCAAAUCCAGAAUUAUCCAUUAUAUCUCAUCUCUUGACUCUCCUACUCCGACGGAGAUUACCGCUGACCUUCCGGCGAAUCAGCGUUACUCGCUUUACUCCUCCGGCAGCCCUUUCUUCAUCACGCCGCGGAUUCUCAUCGUCGAUCUGUUGACUCAGAGGAUUCCUGUUUCUUCGCUUGCUGGAAUCUUCAUUCUCAAUGCUCAUUCGCUUUCGGAAACUUCCACUGAAGCGUUCAUUGUGCGAAUUGUUAAAUCCCUAAAUGGCUCCGCUUAUGUACGCGCCUUUUCUGAUAAACCGCAGGCUAUGGUCUCCGGUUUCGCCAAGACUGAACGCACCAUGCGUGCUCUCUGCCUCCGAAGACUCCAUCUAUGGCCAAGGUUUCAGUUGGAUGUGUCUCAGGAAUUGGAGAGAGAACCGCCUGAGGUUGUGGAUAUUAGAGUUUCUAUGUCGAACUAUAUGGUAGGAAUACAAAAAGCAAUCAUUGAAGUUAUGGACGCUUGCCUCAAGGAGAUGAAGAAGACUAACAAGGUUGAUGUGGAUGAUUUGACUGUAGAGAGUGGGUUGUUUAAGUCCUUUGAUGAGAUUGUGAGGAGGCAGCUUGACCCAAUUUGGCAUACUCUGGGGAAAAGAACUAAACAGCUUGUUUCUGAUUUGAAGACUUUAAGGAAGCUGCUUGACUAUCUUGUUAGGUAUGAUGCUGUGAGUUUUCUCAAGUUCUUGGAUACACUAAGGGUAUCAGAGAGCUAUCGGUCUGUUUGGUUAUUUGCAGAGUCCAGCUAUAAAAUAUUUGAUUUUGCAAAGAAACGAGUGUAUCGUCUCGUGAAGGCUAGUGAUGUGAAGUCAAAAGAACAUGUUACGAAUAAAAGUGGUAAGAAGAGAAAGUCCAAGGGAGAAAAUGACUCUGUAGAAGCAGUGGGUGGGGAAGCGGCAACAAAUAUGGCUAGUGGCGUUUUUAUUGAAGAAGUUCUGGAAGAGGCACCAAAAUGGAAAGUCUUACGUGAGAUUUUAGAAGAGACACAAGAAGAAAGACAAAAGCAGGCUUAUUCUGAGGAAGACAACAGUGAUAACAAUGGAAUCGUUCUUGUCGCUUGCAAAGAUGAACGGUCCUGCAUGCAGCUUGAAGAUUGUAUCACAAACAAUCCACAGAAGGUAAUGCGGGAAGAAUGGGAAAUGUACCUGCUGAGCAAAAUUGAGCUCCGCAGUAUGCAGACACCACAAAAGAAGAAACAAAAGACUCCCAAGGGUUUUGGGAUUCUUGAUGGAGUUGUUCCGGUAACUACAAUACAGAACUCGGAAGGUAGCAGUGUUGGCAGACAAGAGCAUGAGGCUCUUAUGGCUGCUGCUUCUUCUAUUCGCAAGCUAAGAAAGACAACAGAUAUGGCUUCUGGAAAUAACAACCCAGAGCCUCAUGUUGAUAAGGCUCCAUGUACCAAAGGAAAAGCUAAAAAGGAUUCAACAAGUCUCAGAAGAUCCAUAAGAAGUUGCAAUAAGAAAACGGUGAAUAGUAAACCUGAAAUCUUAACAGGCCUAGAGAAUGAAGAAAAAGCUAGUGAGGCUAGCACAUCAGUCCCCCAAGAAGCCAAUGCUGCUCACCCCAGUGAUGCUAAAAAGAUACCGCCUGUGCAUUUUUAUGCUUUAGAAAGCGAUCAACCUAUACUAGAUAUCUUGAAACCCUCUGUGAUCAUUGUCUACCAUCCUGACAUGGGUUUUGUCAGAGAACUUGAGGUCUACAAAGCAGAGAACCCUCUAAGAAAGCUGAAAAUUUAUUUUCUUUUCUAUGAUGAGUCCACAGAAGUGCAGAAGUUUGAAGCAAGCAUACGUCGGGAAAAUGGAGCCUUUGAAUCAUUGAUCAGGCAAAAGUCUUCGAUGAUGAUUCCCGUUGAUCAGGAUGGGAUCUGCUUGGGGUCGAAUUCAUCUACAGAGUUUCCAGCGUCAAGUACUCAAAACUCAUUAACCAGAAAAGCAGGCGGAAGAAAGGAAUUGGAGAAAGAGACACAGGUAAUAGUUGACAUGAGGGAAUUCAUGAGCAGCCUACCAAAUGUUCUUCACCAAAAAGGCAUGAAGAUAAUACCAGUUACACUAGAGGUGGGUGACUAUAUCCUAUCUCCUUCAAUCUGCGUGGAGAGAAAGAGCAUUCAAGAUCUUUUCCAGAGCUUCACAUCAGGUCGUUUAUUCCACCAAGUCGAAAUGAUGUCCCGUUAUUACAGAAUACCGGUUCUUCUCAUUGAGUUCUCUCAAGACAAAAGCUUCUCCUUUCAGUCUGCGAGUGAUAUAUCAGAUGACGUGGCUCCAUAUAACAUCAUAUCAAAACUAUCGUUACUAGUUCUGCAUUUUCCUCGGCUAAGGAUAUUAUGGUCUCGAAGUCUACAUGCAACCGCAGAAAUCUUCACUACCUUAAAAUCCAACCAAGACGAGCCAGAUGAGAGCCGAGCAAUAAGAGUUGGUGUGCCUUCAGAAGAAGGUAUCAUAGAAAAUGACAUCAGAGCUGAAAACUAUAACACAUCAGCGGUAGAGUUUCUGAGAAGGCUUCCUGGAGUUUCAGACGCGAAUUACAGAUCGAUUAUGGAGAAAUGUAAGAGUUUGGCUGAGCUCGCGUCUAUGCCUGUGGAGACAUUAGCAGAACUCAUGGGUGGUCACAAAGUUGCUAAAAGCCUCAGAGAGUUUUUUGACGCUAAGUAUCCUACCUUGCUUUAAAGAAAGAGAGGGAGGUAACACUAUUUAAUUUAGAUGCUCGAUUACAAAGCUGUUUAGUUGUUCUUUCAUGUUCAUCUGUUACAUUUGUUGUAGAUUAGAAGCUUGAUAAGGUUGAUUAAUCUGUUGUAACAAUUACACUAGUUAGCAUACUUUGAAUCUAUUUAAAUCGUAACGAUUGUGUAACACUCUAUGGUAGUUGGAGUGGUAGAAAGUAACAAUUUAAAAUAUUGAAAUA
Molecule: messenger RNA, 3106 nt
Organism: Capsella rubella
Lineage: Eukaryota; Viridiplantae; Streptophyta; Magnoliopsida; Brassicales; Brassicaceae
Product: DNA repair endonuclease UVH1
Exons: 10
Coding region: 1-2871 (956 amino acids)
Biological process (GO): nucleotide-excision repair involved in interstrand cross-link repair; resolution of meiotic recombination intermediates; double-strand break repair via homologous recombination
Cellular component (GO): nucleotide-excision repair factor 1 complex
Molecular function (GO): single-stranded DNA binding; damaged DNA binding; single-stranded DNA endonuclease activity
Source: RefSeq, a predicted model, not a curated record